UGUUUCUGCACGCAUGAAAAGCGCCUAAUUCCUCUUUCUGACACAUUAAAUGCAAAUGUACUAUCACAGCAGUGCGCGACUGCGCGUUUACACAGCGUGUGUUUUGCCCUGGUUGAUAAAGAGAUAAGUAGAGUAAAAACUUUCGUCGUGUGAGAGGUUAGUUCAGUGAUCGUUUUGAACAUUCUCCUCAAAAGUGCAGAUAGAGCUCGUCACAAGGCUAUCUGUAACCUUCAUACAAGAUUUGGGACUGACUGUUCCUUCAAGCAGUUCCAACUGUUCAUUGCUGAUAAACACAAGGGCCUGGAAGCCACUCACUCACACUUUAAAUAAGGCAAAAAAGUGUCUUUAUUCUGACCCGAGUGUUGUGAGCUGGGAUUAAAUACAUUUGCAUCUUCCAACGUUUUGCCUUAAAGAGAUGACCUCAUAUUGAGGUGCCUGCUACUUUGUUGGAUGUUUGGUUGGGGAUGUCCACAGUGAUGGCUACAGAUUUGUUGGCAGACAGAAGAGCAAUCCUACGGGCUUCAUGGAAUAGAUGGAGCAGGACGAAUAAUUCUGAGAUUGAUAAAAUUAUCAAUACUAACACAAGGAACUGUGACGAAGACAUUGUACAGUGCUGGCUUACGUCAGUCCCCAAGGAUGAUGCAAAACCAGACGUUGCCAUGGAGAUGGCAAUGAAGCCUAUAAGGAGAAACAGGAGUGCAGAAGAUGAUCUGGCACUGGGAGUGGAAGCAUCUUUAUAUAGUAAACUCUCCCUCGGGACUGUUUGGAGCUUUCGGAGGUCGUCUGUAGACCCUCCUUCUCUAUCCAGGUUGAACAGUUUUGCAUCGGGUGUCUCGAUACAGUCAGGAGUCAGUGUGAUGGAUGUAUUGACUAUGCUAAAAGAUGACCCUGAAGAACUGUUGCUGGAUUUGGGUUUCGGCAUCGAUGAGCCUGACAUCACAGGGAGAAUCCCGGCCCGUUUCCUCAAUUAUCAGUCCAGUGCUCACGGCAUCAGUUUUCAGCUCUUUCUGGAAGCUCAGCAGAGCCGAAUGGACAUCGAAAACCCGGAUGUCAGGAAUCGAUUUAGACAGCUCGAGGUUCUUCAGCAGGUCACCACGACCUUCUCCUCUCUGGUUGGCCCCAUCUCUCCAGGUGCAGAUGCAUCUUUAGCUUCCCGAAUGUCAGUGGAGGCACGGGAAAGGAGGAAACGCAUGGCUAUGAUUCUGCGUAGAGCCUCCAAGAAGAGUCUCAGCCAUGCCCAAAUGUCACAGAACCAGCAAACACUCUCUCCAACGAACUUAGCCCAGUCUGGCGUGGAAUCCUCUGGGGCUUCACCGGCAGAUAAAAUAAUUCCUUUAAAACGGUCAAGGCAAAGUUUCUCUGACAACAGCGGUCUGCCUACCUUACAAGAGGAGCAGAGUUCUAAUUUUGAAUCGGCUGAGCCCAUUUUAAUUAGUCACCCAACUAGAGGAACAACAGACCCCCUAAAACUUGUGUCUGAUCCCAUGCCCACCGAAGGGAUCUUGCAUCAACCUGUGGAAUCUUUUGAGCUAGAGGAGAUCCAGAGUUUUGAUGAGGGAAGUGUUUCUGGGCACUGCAGUGGCCCGGUGGAUCCUGGAGGUGAACGUUUGGGAUCUAAUGUGAUAAGGACAAACAGUUGUCAGUCAGACAGCAGUGGCUUCCUUGAGGAACCAUUCGUACCAGCGCUCUCUCAGCAGAACAGCCCAGGAUCUGAGCUCAUGAAGAUGCUGAAUGGGAUAUCACAAGACAGUACAGAGAGUCAACAGAAGAGCACAGAACAGCAAAACACUGAGGGGCCCAGUGCAGAUAAACAGAACUCUGGCACACAGUUUGGCCAUAUAACACACUCUAGAAACACUGUUCUGAGAACGGCAGACUCUGGAACUAUUAACAACACAGUGGACUCUUAUACUGUCCUGGGAAAAAUGGAAUCAAGAACACACUCGACACAGAAAAGCACUAUAUGGACUGAAAAAGCUAAUUCAAAUUCUUUGUCACCAGACAUUAGUAAAAUUAAGGGCAAUGGUGUUUGUGCUUUAGUGUACUCCGUCCAGAUGGAUCCUGUUUGUUAUCCGCCUGAAAUCCGUGACAAAUUGCAAAGCCUAGAUCAACGUGUUGGUAAGCAACGUAUGUCCUUGUUUGACGAACUGAAAUCUGCAGAGACAAACUCAACUACUUGUCCUACUGAUCUGGGAACAGGUGUGGAAAUGGAGGUUGCCACCUGUGCAGAUCCCUAUGAGUUGGGUGUGAAAGAUCAGAUCUCCAGACAUUCAAAUCAGAUGUGCGAUUCUCUGACCUCAUACCGGGACAAAAAUGUGACAUCUGAUACUGCAUUUGGGCACGAUUCCCCAGCUGCGCUCAAACGCAGAAGGGAGUCAUUUUCCAAGAGGUCCAGGUCUGAUGUGGCCACUGAUAAUGAUUCGGGCACAGCGCAAACACCCACCACAAAUACACCAUUCACAUCUGUGGAGACAUGUCCAGCUGGCAUGUGGAAAUCUAUGGAAUGUUCUAGAGGUCUUGGACAUUUCCGUACACGAUCGAUGUCUCUGGACACGGGGUUGUCAUAUGAGGAGGAGGAUCACAGAUGGGAGGGCAUGUUUUGUGCAGGGACACAGCGAUGCUCCCAUUGCGGAUCUCAGAUAAGCAGCGACAAUGGCUGGGAGAAACCUCAACCUGAGCAGUCCUCAAAUCUGCCUUACUCUCUGGAUGAGCUGGAGGAGAUGAUGAAGUGCAUGAGAAAGUUCCAGAGUGUUCUGACGGAAAUUGAAGUAAGACUAGAGGAACAACUAGCAUCUGUACACUGCUCGCUUACAGACUCCCACAGAGAGGAAGUGAAGGAUAUUUUGAGGAUACGAGAAGCUGUCAAACAGGAAGCUGGGAUGCUCGAACAGCAGCUGUCCGAUUUGGUACACCACUAUGGUGAUAGCAUCAAAAUGAAGCUGAAUCGGCUCUUGGAUGAACAGUCUCAGCUGUGUUCCCAACUGCGUAUCACCCCUUCUGAAAGGCCCCGUCUUGGACUGCCCUCGACCAGGAGUGUGGGCACUCAGUGCUGCUUGCUGCCUGUGACAUCCAACCCACUGAGAUGUGUUCACCAUCACUGUACAUGUCAGAGAGCAGCAUGCCACGAUCCACACAAAUAUCAAACCCAGUGGGGGCCCAACUGCAAGCCAGACAGGCUGGACUUUGUAGCUUUUAUUAAAAGUGUAAGAAAUGUCUUGAAUCCUAGUAGGGUUGGGAAAAAUCUGGAACUAAAUGAUUUUCAUGACAUUCAGUUAACGCGUCUUGAACGUCUGCAUUCUUCUGCCGAUGUGAACAAAGCAGCAUACUAAAAUACUCUGUGAGUGCUUUCGGUUAGCGAUGUCUGAUUCAUGAACAGAUUGUUCUUUUGAAUCAUAUCUUUUUAAUUAAUGAAGCCUAACCAGUCAAACCUGUUGAACUCCUCAGUCUAACGGCUCAAAAAAAAGUAAAGAAUCAUUCAGUGCAAUCGGAACCAGAAUCAUUCAAUGUCAUUUGAUUCCCUAAUCCUAAAGGCCGAAACAUGAUCUACGCAAGUAUGUAAACACAGAUGCAAAUGCUUGGCCACUGCAUUGUCAAUGCACUGUCCAGUUGAACGUGCUUAACGUGCAUGUUCUGCAUUACUGUGGUGGGAACGAACCUUCAAGGGGGCAAUAGAGUUACCUUCAAACAUCUGUGCCAUUAAAAUAUAAGCGUUAUUAUUCAGGUAAGUAUACAUUAUAUAAAUGUAUUGACUUUCCUUACUUGCUCAGCAAUACAGUAUUCUCUUUUAACUGUUGUUCUGACAUUAGUUAUAGUUGGCUUGAAAGAGAAAGUUCCCUGUAGAAGUGGAUAGUUCACACUAAUCUCGCUAUAGUGCCCCUUGUGGCAACAUUAAGAAUCCACGCGCACUUGCGUUGUGUUGCGGUUUAUACACUUCUGGAAACACAACAAUGCACAAAAUAUAGUUACCUUGGCUAGCUUAAGUGUUUGCGUUUACGUACUUGUAGAGUAUAUGUUUCGGCCAUCACUGUCAGAACUGAAUCUGUCUAUGGUUAAAUAUCUCAAGUGUUUUUAACUGUGCACUUUUAUC
Myxocyprinus asiaticus (Chinese sucker) is the source of this 4087-nucleotide messenger RNA. RefSeq names its product ITPR interacting domain containing 1 (gene itprid1). Gene Ontology annotation, molecular function: signaling receptor binding. The coding region runs from base 465 to 3329 and encodes 954 amino acids. Lineage: Eukaryota; Metazoa; Chordata; Actinopteri; Cypriniformes; Catostomidae. The transcript has 16 exons. The record is from RefSeq and is a predicted model, not a curated record.